CGUGACUCAAUGAUAUUUUGUUGGCUGCAGUGACAUCUCCAUACAGCAGCUGUUUCAAGGUGGUAAGAAGUUGUUGACAGGGUAACGGAAAGAAAGAGUAUGUAGUGAGUGAUGCUGCAGUGAUAAGCGGAGUUUGAAGUCGUCAUGAUUUUCAUCGAAAUGGAUUUAUGAACCAGAAAAUGUCGCCAGAUGAGAUAGAAUAUAAUGUUUUUUACCAUCUUCUUCAGACGAAGUAUAGGAAGAAGUAUGAGCCAGCAAUUAGCAAAUGUUGUAUGAUAUGUAUUCCCUGCUCUGCUGCCCUAAGGGGAGUUGAAAUCACAGAUGAAUUUGUCGAUAUGCACAUUCUUCAACCAGUUUCUCGCACAGCUAGUAACUUUAUUAGUGGCAGUGGAGUAAAAAAAUAUUGCUAUGAGCUUAAGGGAAGCCUGCUGACUCUCAUAGCUUCUCCAAUGAAACUUCCUGAGGAAUACGUAAUCAAAGUGUUAUCUGUAGAGACAGGUUAUAAUAAGGAAUACCAGCAAUACAAAAUACUAAUCACUGACAAACCUCUCAGCCCUGAGUUUAAAUCAAAGCCUCCUGGAGAUGAUAUGCCACAUCUUGAAAUGAAAAUCACCUGUUUGAAUGAUGCAACCCAGUUCCUGUCUCGAGCAUUCAGCCUGCAUGGAAAUUUACUUCUCUCUUUAGACACAGAUCUCCAGAAUCUUGCUGCAUCUCCACCUCCAGCUGAUGACAUUGUGGGCUUACAAGGGAAGAUUCGCAACCUGCUAAAUGUGCAUUGGGUUAGCUUGCUCAAAACACAUCCCUUAGAGUGCCAGAGGGAUGCACGUUUUCAGGUGCAGCUAUCAGCUGCACUAGAAAUCUACAUGGUGAACCAGCUGCAUAGUUUGGUUUUCCCAGCUCUGUGUGCACUAUACAAGGAAGAAGAUGCUGAAAUUUACACGCAUUUGCAAAAGCUGUCUAACCAUGGUGUGACACCUGAUCAGCUGGGAGCUCCAGUUGAUUUAGCUGUUCCUUUGCCAGCUGCAGUGGUAGAAUUAGCAUCUCUAGAUGCACAUGAAUGUCCUGCUAAUAAGUUGGGCUGUCUUAGAGCCACUAUGGAGCUAAUGAUGGCUGAACUGAAAGGUGCCAUUGUUGAUGCUCACAGUGAAGUUGCAGAAGAAGGCCAGCUUCCUGCAUUAACAUCUGAUGAUACGCUACCAUUGCUGAUGUCAGUCAUCAUUCAAGCUAAACCAUUACAUAUGGCCUCAAACCUUUUCUACAUGGAGAAUUUCCAGUGGACUUUGUCUCCAAAUGAUGUUAACAGCUAUUGCCUUGUAACAUUCAAAGCAGCUGUACAAGAAUUGUUAUCACUUGAUCCUGCUGCCCUACAGCCCCGAAGUGAAAAAGUUGUUCGUGAAAUGGGCCUUGAAGAUUUGUUCAAGGUUACCAGUGAAAUUGAUAGCAAUCAUCGCCAUAAAGAUGGAAAAACCAGUGGCCCUGUGUCACCAUUGGAUAGGCAACGUGAGCGUGUGACUGCUAUGAUUGAAGCUUCAACCAGAGAACUACGAGAAAUUAUGCCAUCGUCAGGGUCAUGCUGAAGUCACAGUAUGGUUAUAAACUUAUCAGAAAUGAUGAUCAGGUUUUGUUAAAAACUGAGGUAGUCUGUAUUGUCAUCCCGUCCAAGAAUGUAAACAUUUCCAAAUGCAUAGCAUAGUUGUAUUGUUGAACAUUUUCUUUUUAUGAUUUAUAUUAUGUACAAUAUAAGAAAUCUGUGCAGGGAACAUUUUUCUAGUCCAUUAGCAGUAAGCUGAGAUAUUACUUCAUGUUGGCUCAUAAAUAUAGUCUAGCUGCCUUCCUAAGAUGUGAUUUACAAUACUUGUCAUACAGAUUGGUGUGUGAGAAAGGAAAUAUAGAACUAAACAAUAUCAUGCAAACAUUAGUCUUCACUUUUAGAAAGCAGUGGUAGUGACACACACAGUGAGGAAUUCCUGCUUGGAAUUAUCACCCCUUCUGGGGUUCAUAUAUUACUAACAGUCAUACAUAGAAGUGACUUUGUUGUAUGUAAAGAAAUCUUAAUGGUAAAGAACAUUGAUGGAAAGUAAUUUUAGUAAAGUAUGUUGCUAUGAUUAUGACAGCAGAUAUAUUUUCUACAAUAAUUGUGUUAUAAACAAACAAAGGGCUACUGAAUGAUCAUUUAUAUUUCCAGUUUCAAGUUCACAUAAUUAUUAUUAUUUUUGUUUUCCAUGUUCAUUUGCUCAUAUCCUCA
This is a messenger RNA of Schistocerca piceifrons (Central American locust), 2245 nucleotides long. RefSeq names its product ankyrin repeat domain-containing protein 27-like. Gene Ontology annotation, biological process: early endosome to late endosome transport. Gene Ontology annotation, cellular component: early endosome; late endosome; tubular endosome. Lineage: Eukaryota; Metazoa; Arthropoda; Insecta; Orthoptera; Acrididae. The coding region runs from base 168 to 1577 and encodes 469 amino acids. Gene Ontology annotation, molecular function: guanyl-nucleotide exchange factor activity; SNARE binding. The transcript is spliced from 12 exons. The record is from RefSeq and is a predicted model, not a curated record.